UUAGAUAAGAUGCCAAAAGGACGACUAGAGUACUUGAAACGUUUGCUACCUUUUUUAAUCAACCAGUCAGAGGAUUGUUUGUACUUGAACGUAUUUUCACCUGCACACGCCGCUCAAAGCGACAAAAAAUUACCUGUUGUAGUAUUUUUACACGGAGAAUCAUUCGAGUGGAACAGCGGGAAUCCCUACGAUGGAACCGUGCUGGCCAGUUACGGAGAGAUAGUUGUAGUUACAUUGAAUUAUCGACUAGGAAUCUUAGGUUUUUUAAAUGCCAACCCAAGCCCGGAAAUCCGGGCUCGAGUGGCCAACUACGGCCUGAUGGACCAGAUGGCGGCCCUGCACUGGGUUCAGCAGAACAUUGCCAAGUUCGGCGGGGAUCCCUCGAUGGUGACCCUGGCUGGUCACGGUAGUGGGGCUGCCUGUAUCAACUUCCUAAUGACCUCACCGACGAUGGUGCCCGGACUGUUUCACCGGGCCAUCCUGCUGUCGGGGUCCGCCUACUCGUCCUGGGCGCUCGUCGAGGAUCCCGUAAUCUACGCACUUCGUCUAGCGAAGGAAGUCAAUUGCUCAAUUCCGGAGGAUCUGAUCAAGAGUCACGAGGAAAUUGUGGAUUGUUUGCGGGAUGUGCCACUAGAGGAGCUGUUUGCAGCUGACAUUCAGCCACCGAGUUUCCUCAGUGCAUUCGGACCAUCGGUCGAUGGAGUGGUAAUCCGGCCGGGUCGAACCAAUCAAGACAUCGACGAAGCUCCUAUCCGAGGAACUUCAAAACGAUCUCAAGGAGCGGCAGGUCGAUACGACCUGCUGUUCGGAGUCGUCACCGGCGAGGCGCUGUGGCGAUUCAGUGCAGUGGACAUACAAAGUGGUUUCGAAGGCGAACGGCGGGACCGAAUCCUCCGAACCUACGUACGAAACGCCUACACGUACCAUCUUAGUGAAAUAUUCUACACCGUAGUUAACGAAUACACCGACUGGGAACGGACCAGUAUGCAUCCGAUCAACACCCGGGACGCCGCGGUGGCAGCCCUGUCCGAUGCUCAAUUCGUGGCACCGCUGGUGCACACGGGCGACAUGCUAGCCCCACCGCCACCGCUGCCCGGGCAGGAACCGUCCGGUCCGAUGUGCUUCUUCUACGUGUUCGACUAUCAGACCAAGGACGGCGAUUACCCGCAACGAAUGGGAACGGUCCACGGGGAGGAUUUGCCCUACGUAUUCGGUGCACCACUGGUCGACGGUUUCAAUCACUUUCCCAAGAACUACACCAAAUCCGAGGUCGCCCUGUCCGAGGCGAUCAUGAUUUACUGGGCCAACUUUGCGCGAACCGGAAAUCCAAACGAGCACCACCGGCAGGAUUCCAUCCUAACGGCAUCCAAGGAACGGAAUCGCUUCCGCAGCAUCAACUGGGACGAAUACGAUCCCGUCCACCAGAAGUACCUUGAAAUCGGCAUGAAACCUCGCAUGAAAAAUCACUUCCGGGCGCACCAGCUCUCGAUCUGGCUCCGGCUGAUACCGGAGCUGCACAAAGCCGGCAUGGAGGACGUGGUGGCGCGGCACAAUCUGUUCAAGAACCAUGACGACCUGGACAUCUACGAGGGAAUCGUCAAGCCGAAUGGUCUCUCCCGGUUGUCCUUCCUGGAGCAGGAUCUCAAGCGACGAGGCAUGAAUGGGCCCCAGUUCGGACAUUCGCUUCACAGCAACGUUGGUAUGACGACCGCGGAACCGUCACUGCUGACCACCUGCAUGCCAGUUGGCAACUACACGGCCUACACCCAGCCCACGUCGACGGUGCUGAAUGCCACGAUGGACACCCUGGCCGGACUGGAGGCGGCGGCCGGAUAUGCCGCCUACUCGACUGCCCUGAGCGUCACCAUCGCCAUCGGAUGCAGUUUGCUGAUAUUGAACGUUCUGAUCUUCGCCGGUGUCUACUACCAGCGGGACAAAACGCGGCUGGAGGUGAAGACCUUGCAGAAGCAGUACCAGCAGCGAGGGGGUAUGCACCAGCAGGGACCGUUUGAUCCGAUUAAGCACGCCCACUACCACCUGGGUCAUUCGCAGUCCGCCAACGUGAUAGUAGACGUGGAAAACCACGACACCGGGGCACUCAUCCUUGCCGGCGACGUCAAAUCACCGCACAUCUGUUCCAAUUCGAUGCAGAUAAAUGUGAUGAAGAGCGGUUCCCCCGGCAACGAUGGCCGAGGGGGUGGUGGAGGCGGUGGCGACGGUGGUGGAAACUGUAACGUCCCAUCAGGUCAAACCACAAAUAAUGCAAAAAUCCCACUGGCUAAUAACACCUCGUACAAGCCGCGCACCGAGCACAUUACGAUACCGAUCAAAAAUUCAACCUUCACCGGUGGCACCGGCAUGAUGACACUGCCCAAACCCGGCACGGUGCACAUACCGAUGAGCUACAAUCGGAAUGAGUGCAUGACGCUGCCCCGGAACACCGGCAUCAAUGCGGCCAGCAUGAACGCGGAGGCUCAACAAAUUAAACUACCGCCAAACGGAACUGCCAUCGGUGUUCACAUGCGCUCGAAUGCGGCCACGUCCACCCUCGGCCGGCCGCAAUCCUGCAGUAAUAGCUCGCCGGAGAACCGGCCCCUUCACUCGUCAUCAUCGUCGACGGCGCAGCAUCCGCCCCCACCGCCUUCCAGCGGCCAUCAGCACUCGCACCAGCAUCACUCACAUUCCCACAUGCAGCAACAACAGCAGCAUAGUGAUAAUUUCAUUAAGAUUGAGGGACACAGUCAAAAGUUAUCGACGAUGGAACGCGAAAGGCUGGAAAAUAUUCUGCACACUCUCGUUGAGAACCCGACGGGGUCAGGAAAAGAGAUCGCCAAAUUCCUGAAAAUUCUAAAAUCGACUGAAAAUAAUGUACUCAAACGUUACCGGGAGACCCUUACGUUGGAUCGGCCGAAACCAACAAGCCUGGACCUCGUUGCGGGAUUUAGCGAAAAAGUUCAUGAUGAGCCACAGUACAGUUCGGCGAAUUUGUAUGCGAGAAGGCUUACGGUCAUAUCGCGCCAGCUAACACUUCAGCGGGACGCUAAAACCCGUGCAAAGAAGCUGUACGAGCAAGUGUUGACCAAGUAUGUACAAAGGAUGCAUUUUGAUGGACGAUGA
Molecule: messenger RNA, 3117 nt
Organism: Sabethes cyaneus
Lineage: Eukaryota; Metazoa; Arthropoda; Insecta; Diptera; Culicidae
Product: neuroligin-2
Exons: 8
Coding region: 10-3117 (1035 amino acids)
Biological process (GO): neuron cell-cell adhesion; presynaptic membrane assembly; synaptic vesicle endocytosis
Cellular component (GO): cell surface; synapse; postsynaptic membrane
Molecular function (GO): signaling receptor activity; neurexin family protein binding
Source: RefSeq, a predicted model, not a curated record